CUUAUAACCACCCGCGCCACCACCGCCCGUCUCGUCUCACUUCCCCGUCGUCUCCUCCUCGUCCCAGACGGCAGCCAUCGUCUCCAUCUGUUUCCCUAGCGCGUACCAGCAGUCUCCGCGAUGCAGAGGCAUUCCUUCCAGGCACUCAACUCGACUUUCAUCGUCGACUCCGAGUAUCAGUUCGUGAAGGAGCUCGGCCAGGGUGCGUACGGAUGUGUCGUCUCGGCCAAGCACCGUAGAUCCGGAGAGGGGUGCGCAAUCAAGAAAAUCACCAACAUUAACACCAAGAGAAUCCUGACCAAGAGGUGUCUUCGUGAGAUCAAACUCCUCCACCACUUCCGAGGACACAAAAAUAUUACUUGCCUGUACGAUAUGGACAUUGUCUUCCGCCCAGAUGGCAACUUUGACGAGGUCUACCUCUACGAAGAGCUCAUGGAGGCCGACCUUCACGCCAUCAUUCGCUCGCAACAGCCCCUCUCCGACGCGCACUUCCAAUCCUUCAUCUACCAGACGCUCUGCGGUCUGAAGUACAUCCACUCGGCCAACGUCCUGCAUCGCGACUUGAAGCCGGGCAACCUCCUGGUCAAUGCCGACUGCGAGCUCAAGAUCUGUGACUUUGGGCUCGCGCGCGGGUACAGCCCCGCGGGCAACGGACAGGGCACGGCGAAGAAUGCUGCGAACCAGGGCUUCAUGACCGAAUACGUCGCGACGCGGUGGUAUCGUGCGCCCGAGAUCAUGUUGAGCUUUGCGAACUACGGUCCGGCAAUUGAUGUCUGGAGUGUGGGCUGCAUCCUCGCCGAGCUGCUCGCUGGCAAGCCGAUCUUCAAGGGCAGGGACUAUGUCGAUCAGCUCAACCAGAUUCUGCACUACCUCGGUACACCCUCAGAAGAUACCCUCCGCCGCGUCGGCUCUCCAAGAGCCCAAGACUACAUCCGCUCGCUCCCGAUCAAGCCGCGCGUGCCCUUCCAGACACUCUUCCCGCGCGCAAAUCCGCUUGCGAUCGACCUCCUUAGCCAGCUCCUCCACUUCGAUCCUGCGAAGCGCAUCACAUGCGAGCAGGCGCUCAACCACCCCUACCUCGCCGUCUGGCACGACCCCGCGGACGAGCCUGUGUGCCCAACGCCGUUCGACUUUAGCUUCGAAGAGGAGGACUCGAUCGAGGGCAUGAAGCGGCUGAUCGUUGACGAAGUGCAGACUUUCCGCGCGGAGGUGCGCGCGCAAGCGCGGGCAUCUGGGCAGAUCCGUCGACAGGACAGCCUGCCGAUCCCCACACGCGAAGAGAUCCUGUCGUCGCCGGUGCACGAGAAUGCUCCGCCGAACGGGGCGACGUCUGGCUUCACGGACAGCCAGGGCGGGGUGCGCGCGGAGAGCCCGGUGCUAGACGACCCGAGCGCAGAGCUGGAGCGCGAGCUCGCAGGGACGCACCUCGGGAAGCGGGCGUAGAACCCAACCGCUGGGUCGAGUACGAUGCCGGAGGGCGGGGUGGGGCGAGCAAAGGAGUCUUGAGAGGGGGUAUUUAUGAAGCUCGGGCUGUUGCGAUAGGCGAUGUAAGACCGGAAGGACGAAAGGAAGGGAUGGAAGGGAGGAGGUUACUUAGAUUAAAUCUGUUCUUCGCUGGAUGGCGCGUGGGCCGCCUUGUGUGUCAUGUUUACGUCUGUACACACAUGCAAUCACAGUAGUAAUUCGAACAUCGCGUCCUUACGACAUACACAGACCGCCGAUCGGCUCGGAUGACGGAACGGCCGUGACGUCACGCGCUCCGUACGCGUACGCCCGGCAGACGACGC
Molecule: messenger RNA, 1787 nt
Organism: Rhodofomes roseus
Lineage: Eukaryota; Fungi; Basidiomycota; Agaricomycetes; Polyporales; Fomitopsidaceae
Product: CMGC/MAPK/ERK protein kinase
Exons: 11
Coding region: 121-1443 (440 amino acids)
Biological process (GO): protein phosphorylation; intracellular signal transduction
Cellular component (GO): nucleus; cytoplasm
Molecular function (GO): ATP binding; protein serine/threonine kinase activity
Source: RefSeq, a predicted model, not a curated record